GACGUUUGUGGUGAUAAAAACAACAGAAGCAUAAACUGCUUAGUUUACCUACAAGGCAUAUUUUUCUAAGAAAUUAUUAUUUACAAUUUAAAACUGGAGCCGUAUAUGCAACAGAUCACAAAUUGUAUAAUGAAGUUGCCAGACUUGGUAACUGCCCCCCUAAAAUACUUUAGUAAAGGCUCACCUUCUCCUGUUGUCCCAAUUAAAUCGACUAUAAUAACAGAAUGUAGUCCAUUAUGGAAACUAGCUGUAAAACAAGGACCAUUCGUACGAUUAGCAGGAUUAAGUGGAGCAGCAGCAGUUAUAUUAGGUGCCUAUGGGGCACACAAAGCAUAUCCUAAAGAUAGAGUGAACGAGCUUAAGCCAAUAUAUGAAACUGGAAAUAAAUUCCAUUUUUACCAUAGCUUAGCUUUAGUUGCUUUACCAUUAUGUAGAUUUCCAAAAGUUACAGCAGCCCUGUUUAUUACAGGAACAUUUUUGUUCUCUGGGGCAUGUUAUUAUCAUGCUUUUACUGGUGAGAAUAAAUUUAAUCGAUUUGCUCCUGUUGGUGGCACUUUACUCAUUAUUGGUUGGCUGUCGAUGGUCUUUUGAUUCUAUUAUUACACAUAUUUAAAGUUAUCAUUUUGUAUGGGUUAAUUUGCUAAAUCAAUUGUAAAAACCUAGAAAAAUAAGCUCAAUAUCUGAAAAAACUUAUUAAGUAUAAAAAAGUGUCCCCUCACAUUAUUUUGAUCAAAAAAAUUUCUUUUUGUAUAGAAAUGAAGUUUAUUAUGCCUUCUUGAUUUAGAAAUUGUAAUUGUUUGUUGAAUUGUACUUUAAUAACAAAAAUAAAUGUAGGUAAACAUAAAAAA
Agrilus planipennis (emerald ash borer) is the source of this 848-nucleotide messenger RNA. RefSeq names its product transmembrane protein 256 homolog. Lineage: Eukaryota; Metazoa; Arthropoda; Insecta; Coleoptera; Buprestidae. The record is from RefSeq and is a predicted model, not a curated record. The coding region runs from base 106 to 591 and encodes 161 amino acids. The transcript has 3 exons.